Molecule: messenger RNA, 5938 nt
Organism: Amyelois transitella
Lineage: Eukaryota; Metazoa; Arthropoda; Insecta; Lepidoptera; Pyralidae
Gene: Evi5
Product: ecotropic viral integration site 5 ortholog
Exons: 17
Coding region: 320-2824 (834 amino acids)
Source: RefSeq, a predicted model, not a curated record
UCUCCUGUCAAAAAGGAGCCCAAGCCCAAACAGCGUAUGUUUUACCUAUUCUGUGCUUGUGAAGUGAUGAUUUGAUUGUGUGUAGGUACUGAGUUUCUUACAGCCAGGGCGCGGCGGAUCAAGUAUUUAUUUGUACGUUUACCCACUAAAUAAUGAUAAUGUGUAAUUGUAGUUAAAGCACUUGCUCCAUUGUUUUUUUCAAUUCUGUUGAACUACUGAAAUUAAUGUUUGAACCAGCUCCACAAGCAACAUCAGCAUUUCCAUUAAUUAACGAGAGGCGCGCGGAGAGGACGUCCUAUAUGGCAGCACCUGGCACACCAUGAAGGUGGAGUCCGAAGCGAGAGAAGCGCCGGUCGCACCCAGCGCCCCCUCGGGAACGCCGAUCGCUAGUAAUACAGAAUCGCCUGUUUCAUCCCUGGACGAUUGCCGUGAGGAGUGUGAAACUAUCCCGACGCCCGCGAGGGCGCUGCUCGCCAAGCUGGAGGAAGAAAACCGGCGGAUCGAGGCGGAUGCCAAGAGUGCGUCGCUCACCAAUGUACACAGUCGCAAAAGCUCCGAUACAUCACAGAUCUCCUUGGCUUCGGCAACCAGCUCAAGUUUGGAAACGGAGGCGCGUGUAAGCGGGACCAAUGGUGAGGAAGACUUGUGGAGUUUGUGGGGGCGCAUUGUCAGCAACUGGGAGACGGAAUGGAAGCGCCGCAACCAGUUCGUUCGCGACCUAGUGCGACAGGGCGUGCCUCAUCACUUCAGAGGCAUCGUCUGGCAGUUGCUGGCGGGGGUCGACAGCUCGCCAGAGAAGAAACUCUACGCUUCUUACAUCAAGGCGAAAUCAGCUUGCGAGAAAGUGAUUCGACGCGACAUCGCUCGCACUUAUCCGGAGCACGACUUCUUCAAAGAGAAAGACGGGCUCGGUCAGGAGUCGCUGUUCAACGUGAUGAAGGCGUACUCGCUUCAUGAUAGAGAAGUGGGGUACUGCCAGGGAAGCGGGUUCAUCGUCGGGUUGCUACUAAUGCAGAUGCCGGAGGAAGAGGCGUUCGCGGUGCUAGUGAAGAUAAUGCAGCAACACCGUAUGAGGGACAUGUUCAAGCCGAGCAUGGCGGAACUGGGACUGUGCAUGUUCCAACUGGAGAACCUGGUGCAGGAACUACUGCCAGACCUGCAUGGACACUUCCAAGCUCAGAGUUUCAGUACGUCCAUAUACGCGAGUAGCUGGUUUUUGACGCUAUUUACCACCACGCUGACUCUGCCCCUAGCAUGUCGCGUUAUGGACGUGUUCCUCUCUGAAGGCAUCGAGAUCGUCUUCAAAGUGGCCCUGGCCAUGCUCACGCUUGGCAAGAAUGAUCUAUUGUCGCUUGAUAUGGAGAACAUACUAAAGUACAUCCAGAAAGAACUGCCAGCGAAAGCGGAGGCCGAUCAGGACAUGUUCAUGAGUCUUGCGUACAGCAUCAAGGUGAAUCCGAAGAAGAUGAAGAAAUUGGAGAAGGAAUACACUGUUAUCAAGACAAAGGAGCAGGGUGACAUUGCUGUGCUCAGAUGUCUCCGGCAAGAAAACCGUCUUCUCAAGCAGCGAGUGGAGUUAUUAGAGAAAGAAAGUUCUUCACUGGCCGAGCGCCUUCUUCGCGGUCAAGUGGACCGGGCCGAGGGAGAAGAAGAAGCAUUCGCCUUGGCAAGAGAAGUUCAAGCUCUAAGGCGAGCGAAUGUAGACGCCCAACAGAGACUCGCAGUCGCACAAGACGAAAUUAGGUCUUUGGAGAUGACCAUUGCUGAGAACAACUCGAGGCAAUCGUCGUUAGAGGGCAUCGAAAGCAGCAGUGGCGCUAAAGGCGAAGAACUAGCGCGUUGUCUGCAAAGAGAGUUGGUGCGGGCGAGACUGCACGCCGCCGAGAGGGAGGCGGCCGAGCGGGAACUCACCGCGAGGAUCGCCGAGCUGGAGAGCGAGAACAAGAGUCUGCGGAGGCAGCGCGUGGACAACAACGUGGCUCAUCUACAGGAUGAACUGAUCGCUGUAAAACUGCGCGAGGCCGAAGCUAAUCUUUCUCUCAAGGAGCUCCGUCAACGCGUCGCAGAGCUAUCUGAGACUUGGCAGAGACAUUUGCAAGAACACAGACAGGAAACACCUGCUCCGCCCGUACAAUCAAACGUGGUAUCCGACAUUAUGGCAACCCCUAAAAAGUUGCUAAGGGCUUGGGAGGGCCGUUCGGCGGAUAUGCAGAAAUUGGACGAGGAACUCAUGUCCACUAAAAUGAGGGAGCUGGAGGCUUUGACGGAGUUAAAGGAAUUGAGGCUCAAGGUGAUGGAAUUAGAAACGCAAGUGCAAGUAUCGACCAACCAGCUUCGUAGGCAAGACGAAGAGGCGCGGCAGCUUCGCGACGCCCUGGACGCGGCCAUGCAACGGGAACGAGGCCUGCAGGCCAGGCAGAGGGAGUUCCAGCAUAAGUACACCGACCUCGAGAGCAAGGCAAAAUACGAGUCGAUGCAGGCGAAUAUACGAAAUAUGGAGGAUGCGCAGCGAAUAGCCGAACUGGAAACGGAAGUAUCCGAGUAUAAACUAAAGAAUGAGGUGAUGGCAACAGAGGGGGAACUAAGAAGCAACAACAUGGACGACUCCGAUAGAGUGCGCGAACUUCAGGAACAGGUCGCCGAGCUUAAAGCUGAGGUCAUGAGGCUAGAGGCGUGGAGAGCACGGGCGCUGGGCCACACCGAGCUAAGCCGCGCUAUCUCUGUCGAGGAAGAUUUAGAGGAAGACGAGAAGCUGAAGCUGAUCCUCCGCCGAGAGUCCUCCACCUCACUGGAACUCCCCCCCACGCCUCGAAAGCCCACGUAGCGUAAACACCUAAGAACAAACACAUUUCAUAUUCAAUACACUCACGAUAUUGUUCUUCUAUUAUGACAUAAUCGUUCACUCGGGUCAAUUUUGAAGUACAUCCUGUUACAUUUAUUACAGGUAAGUAUACACAUAAGUUUAAUGUUUAUAUAGAUGUAUAUUGAUAAUGUUUUCGUUUUAUUUUUUUUAACGAAUCGAAAAUGUAUCGAUUAAAUAGCAAAGCUUCCAAUUUUAUUAUAUGAAUUUGAUCAGAGAAUAAUAUGUAUGUUUUUAAGUAUAAUAUAUUUUGUAAUUAAUUUAUUGAUAAGUAUUGCUUACAUCAAACUUUAUCACAUACGGUUUUUUAUACGUGAGAAUUUAGAGAUAUAUUCCAAUUUCAUUUGAGAUUAACGACAAAUUAACAGACCGAAUAAUUUUAACAUAAAUGAAAGUGAUAAAAUUAUAACCGUGGAUCGGCUUAACAGGGUGUAAGAUCUGUUUGUUACUUCUGCGAUUUGUCACGCGGGCAAUUAUUAUUAAAACAUCCACGAAUUUACUUUUUAGACACUGUAUUAUGAUAAUAAAUUAGAGAACGAUGUAGGAUCGGCUGAAUUUCAAUUAAUGAUAGGUACGUAGUUUUCAAUUAAUACUUUAUGCAACAAAGCAGUGGCUACUAGGAUUAAUUAGAAAUAUUUUAGACUAAAUACCUACGUGUAUUUACUGUAAUGUAAUUACGGUAUUCACGAGUAAACUACCAUGACCAAAAGUUCGUUGACAAAUCGUCGCAGGUUAUUUAUUCCGAAUAUUUUCUUUAAAGAGAAAUGACUGUAACUAGCAGAUAUAAUUUCAAGAUGGAAUAAAUUUUGCACAUGAAAUAUCGCGCGAGCCAUGGUACUUUACAGUAUAAUCAAUAUUUGUUCACACGUAAAAACAAUAUAUAAAAAUAACGUAAAAACAAUAGUAAAUAUUAUAAUCUCUUAUCAGUCCUUCGAAUGGUUUUUUUAAAUGUAGAUAAGUGUACUUACCAAGAAUUUACUAAUUCACUGUAGUCUAUCUAAAUAAUAUUAACCAAUUAUAAUACUUUGAAUGUAGCUUUUUUCAAAAUACAUAUAUUUCAUACCUAGUUAAUAAACCUAUAAUAGUAACUCGUGAUGCCAAUUACUACAUCGUUGCACUGAGUUUAAUAUCUUUUUAUACUUGUGGUUGUAGUUGAGACAUACAGGUAGUGUUCGUAAUAUGCGUAGCUAUUUAUAUUAUUUGUAGAAGGGUAACUGUGCUUAUUUAUAGAGACCACUUUCAUAUAUAUUUAUAUAUUUCGUGAGUACUUCACUCGUUAAUGCCCUAUAAUAGAUCAAUGUGAUCUCAGUAUCUUAAUCUGUAUUUUUUAUUUGUCCAUUAGGUUAUCUAUUUAUCUAAGACUUUGAAUCCUACGACUGCUUGAGUAUUAUUUUAUCAUCUUAAAUAAAUUUUACCUGAACAUUCCAUUUUGUUAAUAUAAGCUUUAGUUUAAAUAUUUUAAAAUAAUUAAAUGACUAAAUAAAGAGCAGCUGCUAAAUAUUCAUUUCAAUAUAAAACAUUUGGUAAUACGACGUUCAGGUUUAUAAAUAAGCUAAUCGUAUUGCCAAAUAAAUAAUUAUAAUGCCUACGUUUUUCCUAAUUGGGUAACGCCAGCAAAAGCAUUAAGCGUUAGAUAAAUAAUUUUUAAAACAAUCAAUUAAUAUAUGUAAUAUUGUGAUCUUUAAUUAUUGACGGCAUAAAGUGAAUUUCAUGACUUAAAGCCACUAAAACAAUAUAAUGCGUACUUAUUUAAAGAAAAUCGUAUUCGAGUUAGAUAUUAAGCUACAGUAUUUUAUUUUGUAUUUUAUUAUCGCAUAGAAUACUCAGUUUUCAUCUAAUAUAGAAUUUAAUAAACAUUUACUUUUCGCACAAUAGUUGUCUAACCGAUACUUGUUGAAGAAAAUUAUGUAUAAAAGGUUGCAUACCGUACUUGUAGCAUAAAACAACUCAGAACGAAUUUAACGACACGAGAAGCUGAUUUCGUAAUUUAGCGCUUUUAAAAUAAAUAGAACACAAACAACGUUUAAUCUUUUGUCCUUGUCACUUACACAUGUGCCAAAAACUGUCCAGAAUCAUAUAUUUUGUAGGCUAUAAGUAUAUCAACAUAAACACAUAGUUAACAAUACUGCUUCCAUAUUAAUAUGUGGUUUUCAUAUAAGUAUGAUCUAUGUUUGUUAAUAGCACUGACCACUUGUCCUAACGGGUUUGAAUUUGACUUGAAUUUUGACUUUACAUACAGCAAUUAAUUAAUAAAUAAACUCAUUUCUUUUUUCAUUAUAGCUGUUUACGGUAGCUGUUGAUGAAAAAUUUGACAAUUUCAUAACAUUUUAUGUACGCGAGCAGUUUUUAUUCCGAGGUACAGUCAACACCAUAAAACGCUACCCAAUUCGACAGCGUACAACUAAAACCUUUCCUUUCUAAUGAAUGUAAAGUUAGGUAUGGGCACUAUCGUUGGGAUUUUUGUCAGCAAUUAAAAGUAGUAAGUAUAUUGAUAUUGCAUUAGCAUUUGCCUCUAUAGAGAAAAUGCUUGUUUACGUUUUGUAAUGUCACUAAGAAUUUUAUUUUUAGUUCAUGUAUGUCGAUAUUAUAAAAUACCUACUUAAUAUUAUUAAGAUAUAAGUUUAAGAAUGUGCAAUACCUUUACAAUUAUCAUUUGUCAUAACUCUAUAUCAAGACCGUAAUUUAAAGUAUAUCAUCUGAAGUGGGGGUUAAAAAAGGUAAAAAAUAUUAUUACUUAUAUUUUGUGUUUUGAAGAUCAUCAGUGAAUAAAAUCAGGCAAUUAAUAAUAAAAUCCACGGUAACGAAUUUUAUAUUUAUUAUUAUUUCAUUUUUAAUGAGUUUACGCCGAAGGACCGCAUAUAAAAAAUAGGUUUUCACAACAAAUCAAAUAAAUAGAUUGUAUUUAUUACAGGCAAUAUUUUGUACAUUUCAUUGAAAUUUUACAUUGCAAAAUAAAUGUAUUUGUCUCGUGCUUACAUUGUCCAUAGUCCAUCGGUAGUAAUGCUUUUUAUUUAUUGUAUUAAGAGCCCAAUCUGUAAUAUCAACUAUUUUAGUAAAUAAAUGAAUCUGUUUGGAUUA